Mercenaria mercenaria is the source of this 1430-nucleotide messenger RNA. Its product is annotated as fatty acid-binding protein, adipocyte-like. Gene Ontology annotation, biological process: fatty acid transport. Gene Ontology annotation, cellular component: nucleus; cytosol. NCBI's taxonomy places the organism in Eukaryota, Metazoa, Mollusca, Bivalvia, Venerida, Veneridae. Gene Ontology annotation, molecular function: fatty acid binding. The record is from RefSeq and is a predicted model, not a curated record. The coding region runs from base 14 to 469 and encodes 151 amino acids. The transcript is spliced from 4 exons.
AAAUAUUUGGUGAAUGAUAAAAAAGUUUUCAGAAUCAACGCAGUUAAAGAAAAUGGCAGUCGAACUUAAAGCGAAAUUUGAAGGAAAAUGGGAAAAUGUUAAAUCAGAGAACCUCAAAGAAUUUUUGGACAAAGCCGGUGUUGGAAUGAUCAAGAGAAACAUUGCUGCCCAAUUUACACCAACAAUAGUGAUCAGCGUGGAAGGUGAGACAGUCAACGUGUCAAUUACCGCGGGUCCUAAAAAAGACAAGGUGUCAUACAAACUUGGUGAAGGGUAUGAUAUCGAGGGAAUUAACCCUGGUAAGGCAGUGACCACAUUGGUUGAAGGCAAAAUGAACACAGUUAUUACCCCGAAUAAUAAAGAUCUGAAGCUGCACACGGUGGUUAACGAUAUAGUUGAUGGUCAGCUGGUUCAGACAUUGACAACUGAUGGUGUUACAGCUAAACGUUACUUCAAGAGAUCAUCCUAGGACAGUAAAAAGAUUUAAAGGUUGAAUAUAGUUGUUGAACUGAAUAAUAAAACAAACUGUUACCUUAUAAGUUCGGCCAAUGUUGGGAUUUAAUUGAUUUCAUUUGCAUAUUUUUUCCUCAUUGCUUAUUUUAUUCUAUUCAUAAUUCUUUUAUAAAGUGAAAUGUAAUACUGAACUAUCUGAAGAAAUCAUAGUAAUUGGCGAAUGACUUUAUAACAUUUUUGGUGGAUAAAUAUUAUUUUUAUGGCUGCCUUAAAGAUAUGUACAAUAGAACGGAUCUGAAAUUCCAAUAUGCAAAUUCUGUAAAUCACACAUGACAAACAAAUGAGUUCUAUUUUAUCAAAGAAGACACGUCAUUUUGCACUUUAAUGCUUCACGAGAAAAGUCAGUUUCAAUUCUGUUAAAUCUCCCUUGGUUACAACCAUUAUCAAUCAGAUGUAUGUGGACUUUGAGUGUUUCAUUUUUCAAAAUGAAAUGCAUUUUCGACGUUUUGAUAUUGUUGAGACAAAAAUUAAAACAAAAACCAGAAAGCAUGGAAGUCAAUAUAGUUAAUAAACUGAAAGUAACAGUGUAACAAUGCUGACUGUUACAACAAUGACAUCUGUAUUGGCUAUGGUAAAAAUGAUACUUUUGUAGUAGCUGUAUGAGAACAUGAUAACUGUUACAACCUUACGGUUAAUGUUACAAUCAAGAUUAUGGAUAAAAGCAAAAUAUAUGGUAUCGAGCUUUUACGAAUAAUUGUAUAAGCGACCUGCGUAUGUUACAGCUCGUUCUUAUUGUCAUAGAUUGUAAAAGUCAGUUGCAAAAGUUGCGGCAGUAAUAAUAUGAAGGAAAUGUGUAUGUUACAACCUUUCCGUUCUUUGUUACAUUUAUAAGAGGAAAAGGUUACAAUCAGGACAACGGUAAAAGUAACGAAAUGACUUGUAUGAAAGGUGUGUUUUUUGUUAGUGAUAGUUUCGUG